Mesorhabditis belari is the source of this 1446-nucleotide messenger RNA. Lineage: Eukaryota; Metazoa; Nematoda; Chromadorea; Rhabditida; Rhabditidae. The record is from the annotation of a GenBank genome assembly.
AUGUUGUUGCGGAUUCUUCCGCUCGCGGCAAUAUUUCUUCUCGUCACUGCACAGUACAAUAAUCAGAGGAGUCCAUACCAACAGCAAGCCGGUCAACAACAGUACCCGAACAAUCAAAACAAUCAAUUCCAGCAGAAUAGACAACUCCAACAGAAUCAGCAAAAUCCGAAUCUGAGACCACAGCAAAACUACCAACAACAAUCAAAUCAAUACAAUCCUAAUCAACAACCGCAACAACAACAACAACAACAACAACAACAACAACAACAACAACAACAAUAUGGAAUGCAAAAUCAGCAACAGGGAAAUAUGAACAAUCAAAAUCCGCAAUUUUUUGGGAAUGGACAACAAAUGAGCCGAUCGGCAGUGAGCACGAAUCCGUUGAGAAUGACAAAUUCGUCCGAUCUUGGUGCAUUGGUGACAAUCCAACUCCGACAAUACUCGAAUCCACAAAAUUCCCUCGAUGCGGACACAACUUGUGCUUGUCCGACAAUCAAUUGUGAUUUCCUUCGACAAAAUGAGCAGAACAAUUGCAUGUUCUCGUUUAUGGUCGUCAUCUCGUCAGCGGACCAAACGGUGAAAAUGAUUCAAAGCGAUUUCUAUCCAUUCUCCCAAUCGAUCAACCAAGGCAAUUGGACGACGGCGAUCACGCUGCAAGUGCCAACGAAGCCGUCGGCAAUCGAUGUCUUCGUGCAACACCUCGGCGCGGUCAUCCGAAAACAAACCGCUCAAUUGCUCUAUUUCAACAAUCGGCUGACACUCGUCGACGCUUUUGCUAUUCCAUUGUUGCAGAUUGAUCCAACCUCGGGCAACGGUCGAGUUUCUUCAACUCAGCUUGGAAGCACUCUUCAGCAAGGAAACACUUUAUCCUACGAUUUAUCCCUCCAAUGUCAGCAGGGUUACUUGGGCAAGAAUUGCGAUUUGAAAUGCGGAACGCUCGGCAAUCAGAACUCGGAUGUUGUCCUUUGCCAAAGCUCCUACGACGGCACGAUUCAAAGCUGCCGAUACAACAGCGGAAGAUCACAGGUGCAAAGCUGCACAGUUUGCUCGAACUACAACACGACGAGCAACACGUGCACCGACUAUGCUGGACCCAUUGAUGACAGGAAUUUGGUCAAACACGCCUACCGAACGUGGACAAUCGUGCUGGGAGUUUUGCUGGGAUUGGCCUUGUUGCUCAUCCUCUGCCUCAUCAUCGCUUACAUCAUUCUCCGCAAUCGUGAACAAGAGGAAUACGAUCAAGCACCAUCCGUCUACAAGCCACCAGCCACCACGACAGGCACAACAAACGGACACACCGCCUACAAUAGUGGGACAACGGCGAGAAGAGAUUCGGAUAACGAAUGGUCAUCACCGGCUAGACAGCCAUUGAUCGAUCGGGGACAUGAUGACGUUUAUCGUACUACAACCACGACGCACACUCAACAGCGACAGGAGCACGCCGUU